Molecule: messenger RNA, 6908 nt
Organism: Pomacea canaliculata
Lineage: Eukaryota; Metazoa; Mollusca; Gastropoda; Architaenioglossa; Ampullariidae
Product: neprilysin-4-like
Exons: 26
Coding region: 674-2707 (677 amino acids)
Biological process (GO): protein processing
Cellular component (GO): plasma membrane
Molecular function (GO): metalloendopeptidase activity
Source: RefSeq, a predicted model, not a curated record
GAGAGACGAGAGAUAGGAAAGACAGGUCUUGCUGUACGUGUGGAUACAGGUACCGGUAAUAAGUAAACUAGUUACUUGCCCAGUCAAGGAACUACUGAGGGACCCACUGGGAGUGUUGAAUCCCAGCGAAACCACCGAGAUGGCUGGGAGAAGUGAUGAGAGGCGGACGGAGUGUGUGGACUGUUCGCUUUGGAUCUUGUGUGUUGAUCCUAGAGAAUAUAUUCGUGGUCGUCGGCUAGGUGUCUGCCAAGUCAGCACUUACCCCUAUUAAGAAACGGAACGUGUGAGAGGUUCCCCUAAGAGUUUUGUUCGUGGACAUCGGUCAAGUGUUGCCAAGACUGAACUUUUAAUUUCUGGACCAGGGAAAGGGAGGAUUUUACCAGGACGUUUUACUUUUGGUUUCACAGACUUUAACUUCAGGCAGUGUGGUCAGCCAACAACAAUAACUCCAGUGUGGAUCCUUACCAAUACUGCAACAAGCUCACCUGUCGACAAUGGGUGGCACAACACCCGAUAACUGGAUGCUGCAAACGACCUUCACAGUUCCACUUUUAUCAGACAAGAGAUCCAACAGGCGCUCGAAGACCGGAGUAUUGUCCGCAACAAGGUACCUCUAGAAGUGGUUCAGCGGGAUAUUGCUUACUUAAAGUCCUCCAGGAAGGCUGGUGGCGACAUGAGUAAGGCUCUUCAAGGUGUUUGCCAAACAUUGGAUUGUGUACUAUCAGCUGAAUACAUCACUAAAAACAUUGAUGACAGACGGGAUCCUUGCAAGGACUUCUACCAGUUUACAUGCGGAGGCUGGAUUGAACAGAAUCCUAUCUUCCUACCUUCCGACAACUAUGACAAAUUUGUUAGCGCUCAUAUCACAGUCAGAGAUAUUAUCAGAGGACUUCUUGACGUCGAUGACAGCACAGCCCCAGAAGCUGUCCAGCAGGCUCGUGCUUACUUCCGGUCCUGCAUGGACGUGGACACCUUGAGCAAUCGUGGAAUUGAGCCGUUAGUGGACUUCCUUGACCGCGACACCAUCCACCCGACACUUCAACCAUUGUGGACAGACACGGGUAUGACGUUCACGGACAUCGUUGAGUACUUCGCUAAUCUGGGUGGCAUUGGUUUCGGGAUACUCGUCAAUUUUGUGGUCGGUCCGGACGAGCUGCAGUCAGACAAGAACAUUAUCGUGUUCCUUCAAACUAGCCUGGCUUUGGGAAAUCGAAAUAAUUAUUUCGGAAAAAGAACUUCAAUGUCGCUGAAGAACUUGGAAGCCAUUUAUGAGCUGACUCAUACAAUGUUGGGUGCAGAUCCGAUUACUGCUGCUCAAGACGCCGAAGACGUGGUGGACUUUGAGAUAAAACUAGCAGAAGCCACUGUUCCACCAGAGGAACAAAAGGACAGAUUCAAGGUUUACAAAAAAAUGACGGUGGCGAACUUGACUGACAGGUUUCCACAGUUUGACUGGUUGAGGUUUUUACGGAAUCAGUUCAGCAAGACAGGAGAGGAUUAUAACAUCACAAUGGACGAGGUGGUAGCCAUUGAUAGUUUACAGUAUUAUGAAAACCUUUUCAACUUGGUCGAUGAAACGCCGACUAGGACGUUGCUGAACUACGGCAUGUGGCGUGUAGUGCAAAUGCUUUUCCGCCUCCUCGACCCAGCUCUCAAAGAGCUCCUAUAUGGACCCAUGGAUGUUGAAAACCAAUGCGUACAGCAAACUACGGCUUUUUUCUCUUUCGCUGUGGACAGAAUGUACGUGAACAAAAUGUCAUCGCCACAUGAGAAACUAAAGGUAGAAAAUAUUACUGAAAGUUUGCUGAAGACUUUCAAGAAGAUGCUGAAGAAUAGCUGGCUGUCACAAGCUACGAAGACAGCAGCUUUGAAAAAGUUGAACUCCAUAGUUCGCAAGAUCGGCUAUCCGGAGUUUGUCCUUGAUGACAAGGCUCUCAAUGCCAAAAGUGACAUGUACUCUGUGGACAAAGACGACUUCUUCGGAACUAACCUUGAUAUAGCGCUAAAAAGAAAACUCUUGAUGAUGAAUAAACUACGAAAGCAGGUGGACAGAACUGAAUGGCUUAUGACAACAGCUACUGUUAACGCUUACUACAACCCAAAGGUCAACGAAAUGGUAGUUCCUGCUGGAAUUCUCUUGCUUCCCUUCUAUUCAAAAAGAUUUUCGGACGCUCUCCUCUACGGUGCCAUUGGAACGGUCAUUGCCCACGAGAUCACUCAUGUUAUCCAGGGUGCAGGUGCUAACCGUGAUGAGAAUGGUAGCCUUCGAAAGUGGUGGCGACAAAAAGACCAGAAGAUUCUCCAAAACCGCACUCAGUGCCUGGUUGAUCAGUAUAAUAAUUUUGUAGACAAGGUGGUCAAUUUACAUGUCGACGGGUUGCUGACUUUAGAUGAAAACGUUGCUGACAUCUCUGGAUUGAAAGUAGCUUUCAAGGCAUAUCGCAGUGUUAUCAAGGAGAGAGGCCGAGAAGAAGACAAGUACCCGACACUGCCGUACACACCGGACCAGCUCUUCUUCAUCGGCGCUACACAAGUCAUGUGUUCAAACUAUGGACCAGCUGUCCGUCUACAGCGUUUGAGGGACAACCACAGCCCGAAUUACUUCAGGGUGAUGGGGUCUAUUCAGAACAACGAGGAUUUCGGUCGAGUAUUCAACUGUCCCGUGGGAAAACCCAUGAAUCCCAAGCACAAGUGUCAAUUCUUGUAAAGAGUAAACUGCAGAAAACGGCGAAGAAAGUUACCAUGUGGAAACCGCAGUUCAAUCACUUUAAUCUCUUCAUCUCGUUUCAACUUGUUGAAAAUAAAAAUGUGCUGAUCUCUUGCUGCAAAAUGUUCUUAGUUUUCGAUUGAUCUUGAAAGUUUACUUAAAAUAUUUAUUGUGGUACAUAGCACCAACACAAUAUCGCUUCCUCCUAGAUUCAAGAUAUGGUGUACACUUUGGGAGUUAAUAAAUGUUGGCAUGUUACACACACAUACACAACAAGGUAUUAAUAACUUGGAUUAAUGUAUCAUCUCCUGGCUUUCACAAAGCAAAAUGUUAAUGCCUUGCGGUUGUGCCUGUUACUCGGCGCAUUUCUACUUGAAAAUAAUAUUAAUAAAUGCAAAGUUUUACCACAUUCCUAAGGAGCAUGCCAACAUUCCAACUCCUGCUCGCGACCGUCAAGCGGAAAACUGAAGUGGUUUGGUCAUGUUGCCUGACAUGACACAUUGACUAAGACAGUCACGUAAAGGUUGUGUGAAAGGCGACCGACGCCGUGGCAAGCAAAAGAGAGGCUUGUUGACCAAUGUGAGGGGAGGGGGACCUUUUCAGACGGGUAGAUGUUUAAUUGGCUAUCGCUCGUUCACAUAAGAUAAAUUUCAUUCGUUUGCUACCCUGCGAUUGGCUCAAAAUAAUCAAAUGAAAAAACUAGUUAGGGCACGAACGAAACGGAACUGUUUUUAUCUAUACUGCUGUUUUACCUGCGAUACACAACUCACUGAAAGGACAAGUGGUCCCACGGGAUUGAUUAGCGACCCACGGCGUUUGAAGCGGAUACUGACAACACUUGAGCCAAGCAGAAGCGACAGUCAAGUACUUUACAAGACAUUCAAGAAACACUGAGCCUCCGCCGACUAUAACCAGUCACCUUGAACUAUUACUACGUCUUUAACAAAACCCACGGUUAAAUAGGCACACCCAGGGGAGGUACAAACAUCUAACAAAGAACAGGAUACAAAGCUGAACAAAGUUUGCCACAGCUUCUAUCACCCACACCCCAAACUUUCUGCCGCGUCGUACACAGAUCAGAAUACACUACUUAUGAUACCAUUACUAUGUUAUCUUCAAACCAUCAGGAGAUAGUAUUAUAAUUAUACAGACUAAUCUCUUACGCUCAUCUCUCUCUCUCUAAUCAUAUCAACAGGAAAGUUUCUUCAAGUUCAACUGUUCGAAGUUACAAAUGCUCACAGUUUGGAAAGGUCCGGUACGUGACGGCUAAGUGUUGGGUCACUGAUAUAAUUCAAUCAGCCUUACAUAUUCCUUAAUUAUGGGAUAUUCCCACUCCACUGGGGAUAUUAGGAUGUCGCCCUACAGGACACAGCUUUGUACCUCUGCCAACGCCAUGUAGGUUGGCCAUAGUGCUUAGGGUACACACGGAAAUCCAACACAAGUCGUGAAGUUCGAAAUGGGAAGAACGUUCACUCUUACACGCCACAUAGGUCGUGUUCUAUAAGAUAACGUACUCUUCACAUUUCCCUCGGACUCUGUUCUCAGUUUUUCUAGCACAUUCUUUCACUCUGACACAGCUAACAUACUCUCAUGUUCAUUCUUUAAAAGUCUACUAGGUUAAAAAGAGGUUUAUAAAACAAUGCGGCACGCAAAUCGAAAAAAAUCUCAUCUAUUGAAAAGAAAAUCGGGAUAAGUGGACCCGCGCAGUUCAAACCAGUGUUUUUCCGGGGUCAGCUGUACGUAAUCAAAACCCAAAUGUAUUUCUUUAUUCAAUGCCUGGCACAGUUGUUACCUCCAUUUGGUUCUUGGCAACGUAUGACUGCACUUUCUCAUAAUACUGUCGGCCACAGAUGUGCAAUAUGGAUCGUUAUACUCUGCAAUAUUCAUAAAAAAAUUAUGAAUAUGACUACUAGUUCAAUAAAUAAGUAUGACUGCUGAAGAAAUCAAUAAUAAUAAGUUUAUUUGUAUAGCGCUUUUUCUCACCUAUAAAGGUGGGCUCAAAGCGCUUUACUAAAACAAAAACACACAAAUAUAAUAGGAAUGGAUGCUGGUCUCAAAAACAGUUGUAGCAUCACUGUAUAUUUGUGACUUUCGCCUAUCACAGUCUAUAGAUGAUAGGCACAGGCAACACUGAUAAACCUUGUUUUCUGCCAGUUGUAGGGAGGUGAUAUCGUAAGACCGACUUGCAGGUGGAGAAUCAGACAGUUGAGAUUUGGAACAAGCACAAUGCUUUGUUACUGAUUUAUCUGACAUAACUUUUGUCUCUCUUUCGCCUCUUGACACUUUUACAAGCUACUAAUUUUAAUAAAGACAUACAGCAGUCAGGUCAAAGGCCUCAAAGACAAGUUGGCCCUUUUCAGCAUCAACAUCAAUCAGAUUAGUCUGAACCGUAUAUUUCACUGAGCUUCAUGAUGUCAAUCAUUGCAGACUGAUGUGUACACCACAUAAAGCUUGCUGUGACACCUAGACAUUCUGAAGCAGCUGGAGGAAGGCAAUCAAAGUUUGAAGUCGACACUGCCGAUACACAUCUCACAUCUUAGUAAUGGCAAGAUGGCGCUGGUGUGACAGUAGAAAUAAAAUGGCACAGGAAAAGAUGAAAAAUCCAUCCAGGAACGAAGCAAAUAUCGUAACAAAUGUACUGAUGAGCAUUACACACAAAACUUCAACAAGCAAAUAUGAAAAGUGAGGGAGAGGAGUCACCCUGGAGCCCGUUAGGCUCACCGAGAGACCCUCAUCCAGGGAAUGUAGGUCCGAGUUCUUGGCACUCUCUUGUCUUGAUCAUUGUUGUUGUACUCAGUUCACUUUCUUACUGAAUAGAUUCGUGCUCUCUCGCUGACGCAUGAUUUGUUCCGACACUAAAAUUUCAUGGUUUUUUCCCGAUGAAACAAGCGAGUUUGUGGCCAGAGAAAACUAUUGAUUUGGCCAGGCUUAAGGAGCCCGAUGCAACGAUGCAAAACAAAAUAUAAUAAUUCUUACCGGCGCUAUCCUAUUAAAAUCGAUGAGCUUAAAAUAGGGAAUACAAAUGAAAACCUUUGCAAGAUUUGCAGCGUAUGGUGUAAAAAGCAGUCAUAAUUGUCAGCCAUAAUUACUUUUACGAGCAACUGAUCCCCCAUCAAUUGAGCAGCAACUAUAUUUUCCAUUAACAUAAAGAAGUAAAAUUAUUUCCUUCUUCAGUCUACUUCCUUCUUUCUAUCUCUGGGUAUAGAAGGUUAUUCUUUGUCCCUGCAAGCGUCUGUAAGACCAAGCCUAAUUUCUUCCUGUAGUACUCGACGAACGCACACCAAUGGUCACGUGACGUCAACGCUAGCACAGCCAGUGAAAGCGGUAGGUGACACAGAGGUUCAUGCUUAUUUAUAGAUAAAUGAUGCAUACAGCUGGCAAGCUAAAGGCGUGUGCGUUCAUGCGAACCGCCGAGUAGCACCGUCAACAACAGGAUGAAAAAGACCGAGACACGUGUUACAUGUCCUGCAUCUUCAAUCAGCCCCCACAUUGCAGGACUUUCCUGACUUCGUUGUUUACGUCAAAUCUGGCUUCAAGUGUGAUCGUACUUCCUGUAUUACACAUCAGCCAUCCUUCAAGGAACCGGAAUUAAAUAUUCGUAGGUCAUGCGCUUAUACACAUAGAUACAUGGUGACGGAAAAUGCAUAUUUUAAGUAAACUCCAACAUACCUCCUAAAGUGCACGCAUACUUCUGUAUAAAAGAGAAGCGAACGUCAGUCACACGUCCACAUACUCAUUAUAUGCAAACACGCCGUGAAAAGAAAGUCAAAAAUCGCUGAAGUGUCUUCGUUGAGGAAGAAAGAAGAAAUUUACAAUCUGUCUCCGUGCCCCAUCACCUCCAUACCCCCAGCCGUUUCGGGAGGCAUUGCACAGUGUGGGCUCUGUGUUCUUGGCAGUACAUGGUCAUUGUUAUCUUCCACAAAUCCUAACCAGGCCACCAGACUGAGAAUAGAGCCCCUCUCCUCACCAAGUACGAAGGUUGUUCAUGUGACAGAUUCUAGCCAAUCGUAACAGAGCGACAGACACGUCGCCUCUCUUUGAAGAUCCUGUGCGGCGCGUUAUCUUUUCCUUCACAUCGCUUGACGUCAGUCGCUGAUGACGAUGGAUGACAGUAAGCCAUCCAGUACAGCAGCCAGCACUGCUGACUUAUAUCCAGAGUACACCGGGUCAAAGGGAAAAGACACCAUGAGGGCCAGGUCCA